This is a messenger RNA of Cajanus cajan (pigeon pea), 1246 nucleotides long. RefSeq lists its product as uncharacterized. The record is from RefSeq and is a predicted model, not a curated record. NCBI's taxonomy places the organism in Eukaryota, Viridiplantae, Streptophyta, Magnoliopsida, Fabales, Fabaceae.
UUUAAUCUUUUACUACCAUAUCAUAUUUCUCUUUGUAUCAACCCAUCUUGAAAUCAUGGGAAAUAUAGCCAUCCACAAACUUCUAAUUGUUCUAUGUCUUUCAUGCUGUUUAUUUGAUUGUUACUCAUGCAACAGAAUCCCUAUGACUUGGAAAGUGGAUCCAUCAAUGGUAGAUGGUCAUGUUAAGAAAGAUUUGAGCAUGAACUUUAGGAAUAAGGAAGAGUUGGUUGACAUGAAGGAAGGACUUAAAGGAAGAAAGAUGGUGAAUAUUGAAGAUUACCCCCCGACAGGACCAAGUCAUCCUAUUGCCUCAAAAUUGGAAGGAAGAAUGAUGAUGAAUAUUGAAGAUUACCCUCCAACUGGACCAAGUCAUCUUGUUACUUCGAAAUCAGAAGGAAGAAUGAUGAUUAAUAUUGAAGAUUAUCCCCCAACAGGACCAAGUCAUCCUAUUGCCUCAAAAUCAGAAGGAAGAACAAUGAUGAAUAUCGAAGAUUACCCCCCAACAGGACCAAGUCAUCCUGUUGCCUCAAAAUCAGAAGGAAGAACAAUGAUGAAUAUCGAAGAUUAUCCCCCAACAGGACCAAGUCAUCCUAUUGCCUCAAAAUCAGAAGGAAGAACAAUGAUGAAUAUCGAAGAUUACCCUCCAACUGGACCAAGUCAUCCUGUUACUUCAAAAUCAGAAGGAAGAAUGAUGAUGAAUAUUGAAGAUUAUCCCCCAACAGGACCAAGUUAUCCUAUUGCCUCAAAAUCAAAAGGAAGAACAAUGAUGAAUAUCGAAGAUUACCCUCCAACAGGACCAAGUCAUCCUAUUGCCUCAAAAUCAGAAGGAAGAACAAUGAUAAAUAUCGAAUAUUACCCCCCAACAGGACCAAAUCAUCCCAUUACCUCAAAAUCUGAAGGAAGAAUGAUGAUGAAUAUUGAAGAUUACCCCCCAACAGGACCAAGUCAUCCUAUUUCCUCUAAAUUAGAAGGAAGAAUGGUAAUGAACAUUGAAGAUUAUCCCCCAACAGGACCAAGUCAUCCUGCAACCUCUAAAUCAGAAGGAAAAAGGAUGAUGGGUUUUAAAGAUUACCCCCCAAUUAGACCAAGUUCUCCCGUUACCCCAAAAUCCCUUUGAAAACCAUAGGUUUUUUUAAUCCAAUAUAGUUAAUAAUUUAGGCCCUAAUUAUGAGUCUUAUUACUAUGUAGUCAAACUAAAUAAAUGUCAUUUUGGUUGCCAUGAAUGAUAUUAAGGUGUAUUCCGAUA